CCGUCUUUUAACUAUUUUUCCUUAUUUAUAUUGCUUUUCAAACAAAACAAUUCAUGUCUGAUUGUGUUAAUUUUAUUUUAUGGCGUUUAUGUGAUUUAAACAGCAAAGUGAUCUAUGCAUUAUCUUUUCAAAAGAUGCUCUGUCUUUUUUUCAUAGAUUCAUACUUUGGGGACAAGAGUUCGUAUGCAGAAAAUGUUAGCACAAUGAAUUUUACAAGCUCUUCUUCUGCAAGAGGACUAAAUAGUGCCUGGAUAGGAAAAACACCCCUCUCUUCUAGUAGAUCAGGUUGUAGAAGCAGGACUCCUCUCAUGGGAUAUUCAGUUACAUCCUCAUCUGCUGUCUCUGCUCAUUUGGUUGCGUCCGUUAUUGUAGCUGUAGUAGAAGGGAGAGGACUUGCCAGAGGUGAAGUAGGAAUGGCUAGUAUUGACUUAAAAAACCCUGAAGUGGUAUUAUCCCAAUUUGCGGACAAUACAACCUAUGCUAAGGUUAUCACAAAACUCAAGAUUUUAACACCAUUAGAAAUAAUAAUGUCAAAUACCGCUUGUGAUAUAGGGAAUACAACCAAAUUGUUCAGUUUGAUAACAGAAAAUUUCAAGAACGUGACUUUUACUACUGUCCAAAGAAAAUACUUCAAUGAAACAAAGGGCUUGGAAUAUAUAGAACAGUUGUGUACAUCUGAAUUCAGCACUGUCCUAAUGGAGGUUCAGUCCAAGUAUUACUGUCUAGCAGCUGCUGCAGCUUUGCUAAAAUAUGUUGAAUUUAUUCAAAAUUCAGUUUAUGCUCCUAAGUCGCUCAAGGUUCGUUUCCAGGGAAGUGAGCAAACUGCUAUGAUAGAUUCAUCAUCAGCUCAAAAUCUUGAAUUGUUAACUAACAAUAGAGAUUCUCGGAAUGGUCACACUCUUUUUGGCGUUCUAAAUUAUACUAAAACUCCAGGUGGAAGCCGAAGACUUAGGUCUAAUAUCCUGGAGCCUCUGGUUGAUGCUGAAACAAUUAACACAAGAUUGGAUUGUGUUCAGGAACUACUCCAGGAUGAGGAGCUCUUUUUUAGUCUUCAGGCAGUGAUGUCAAGAUUCCUUGAUACUGAACAACUUCUUUCAAUUUUAGUACAAAUUCCAAAGCAAGAUACAGUUAAAGCUGCUGAAUCAAAAAUAACGAAUUUAAUCUAUCUGAAGCAUACUUUGGAACUUGUGGAUCCUCUGAAGGCUGCUUUGAAAAGCUGCAAGACACAUCUAUUAAAGGCAUAUUACAGUUCUCUGGAAGACAAAAGGUUUGGAAUCAUACUUGAAAAGAUUAAAACGGUCAUUAAUGAUGACACAAGAUACGCAAAAGGAUGCCUGAAUAUGAGGACCCAGAAGUGCUAUGCAGUCAGGCCAAAUAUCAAUGAAUUCCUUGAUAUAGCUCGUAGAACAUACACAGAGAUUGUAGAUGACAUAGCAGGAAUGAUAACACAGCUUGGAGAAAAAUACAACCUACCUUUGAAGAUGAGUUUCAGUUCUGCUCGUGGAUUUUUUAUCCAAAUGAAUGCAGAAUGUGCAGUAUUACCUAAUGGUCAGCUUCCUUCAGAAUUUACAAAGAUCACUAAAAUGAAAAAUGCAUAUAGCUUUACUUCAGCAGACUUAAUUAAAAUGAAUGAAAGAUGCCAGGAGUCUUUGAGAGAAAUUUAUCACAUGACCUACUUGAUAGUGUGUAAACUACUGAGUGAAAUCUAUGAACAUAUUCAUUGCCUAUACAAACUCUCUGACACUGUGUCAAUGUUGGAUAUGUUGCUGUCAUUUGCCCAUGCCUGCACUCUUUCUGACUAUGUUCGUCCAGAAUUUACUGAUACCUUAGCAAUCAAGCAGGGAUGGCAUCCCAUUCUUGAAAAGAUAUCUGUGGAAAAACCUGUUUCUAAUAACACGUAUAUCACAGAAGGCAGCAAUUUUAUCAUUAUUACAGGACCAAAUAUGAGUGGAAAAUCAACUUAUCUGAAACAGAUUGCUCUCUGUCAAAUUAUGGCACAGAUUGGUUCUUAUAUCCCAGCAGAAUAUUCUUCUUUUAGAAUUGCCGAGCAAAUUUUCACUAGAAUUGGUAUGGAUGAUGAUAUAGAAACAAAUUCAUCAACAUUCAUGAAGGAAAUGAAAGAGAUAACAUAUAUCAUACAAAAUGCUAAUGACAAAUCACUCAUCAUAAUUGAUGAACUUGGCAGAGGUACCAGCACUGAAGAAGGUAUUGGCAUUUGUUAUUCAGUGUGUGAAUAUCUACUGAGUUUGAAGGCAUUUACUCUAUUUGCUACACAUUUCCUGGAACUGUGUCACAUAGAUGCUUUAUAUCCCAAUGUGGAAAACAACCAUUUUGAAGUGCAACAUGUGAGAAACAGUGCUGGAAAUAAGGAAAAAAUUACUUAUACUUACAUACUUUCGAAAGGACACACAGAGGAAAAAAACUAUGGAUUAAAAGCUGCAGAAGUUUCUUCUCUACCACCAUCAAUAAUUUUGGAUGCAAAGGAGAUCACAACUCAUAUUGCUAGACAAAUUUUGCAAAAGCAAAGAACCACUCCUGAGACAUUAAGACAGAGGGCUGUAUACCAUCUAGCAACAAGACUGGUUCAGACUGCAAGGAACUCUCGAUUGGAUCCAGACAGUUUGCGAAUAUUCUUGAAAGGCCUGAAAAAAAAGUAUGAAGCUGAUUGUCCUGUGUCUGGGCAAGCACAAACUGAAGAUGGACAGUAAUUUAUAGCUUACACUAAUGGACUAAUUUAUUUGGUGAGGGCCAGAAUAUUUAU
Chelonoidis abingdonii (Abingdon island giant tortoise) is the source of this 2761-nucleotide messenger RNA. RefSeq names its product mutS homolog 4 (gene MSH4). Lineage: Eukaryota; Metazoa; Chordata; Testudines; Testudinidae. Gene Ontology annotation, molecular function: ATP-dependent DNA damage sensor activity; mismatched DNA binding; ATP binding. Gene Ontology annotation, cellular component: nucleus. Gene Ontology annotation, biological process: reciprocal meiotic recombination; mismatch repair. The record is from RefSeq and is a predicted model, not a curated record.